GCUAACGUUACAGCGACCACUAUUUAAUGUCAAUGCCAGACAAAUCUUCCUCCUCUGCUUCUAGUUCCCAACAACCGGCUCCUUUCUAUCCUCGCCUGUCGUUGAAUGGACACACAAAGUCUAUCUCAUCUCUCAAGUUUAGUCCCGAUGGGUCAAUCCUAGCUUCCUCGGGCGCCGACAGGAUCAUCAAGUUGUGGGAUGCAUAUACAGGUGAAAUACUGCGCACGCUCUCUGGUCAUGACCAAGGUAUCUCCGACAUUGCCUGGUCGCCCGACGGCGAAUUUCUCGCAUCCGCAUCCGAUGACAAGACCAUAAAGAUAUGGAGCAUGGAUCAGGGUGUAGAAGUCAAGACUCUAACUGGUCAUACAAACUUCGUGUUUGCCGUUAAUUACAAUCCUCAUUCUAAUCUUCUCGUGUCCGGUGGAUUCGAUGAAACAGUUCGCGUGUGGGACGUUGCCAGAGGAACAUGUAUGAAGGUUCUCCCGGCACAUUCAGAUCCUGUCACCUCUGUCAGCUUCAACCAUGACGGGACUUUGAUUGUUUCUUGCGCCAUGGAUGGUCUCAUGUCAGUGCUGUGGCUCGAUUGGUUCUUUCCAUCGAUAUCAAUAACCUCAUGCAGACGCAUAUGGGAUGUCGAUUCUGGCCAGUGCUUAAAGACAUUGGUUGAUGAUGAUAAUCCAAUAUGUUCUCAUGUCGAAUUCUCUCCCAACUCCAAAUUUGUUCUUGUGUCGACUCAAGACUCGACUAUACGGCUAUGGAAUUACCAGACAUCCCGCUGUGUGAAAACAUAUUCCGGCCACGUCAACAGAACAUACUGUCUAUUUUCGUGUUUUAGUCACACCAAACAUAAAUACAUCGUCAGUGGGAGUGAAGAUCACAAGGCAUAUAUUUGGGAUCUGCAAACACGCCAGGUCUUGCAAACUCUGGAGGGACAUCGAGGUGAGUCGAACACAUCUGUGUGCCCGUCAUCUGAAUUUUUGCUUGCUUUAGACGUCGUACUUGCCGUAGCCACACAUCCCACAAAAGAUAUAAUCGCAACCUCAUCUAUGGAGAAGGACCUAGCUAUCCGACUUUGGGUUCGAAAAGACGAAGAUCCUGACAUUAAUCAAUCUCAACGAUAA
Molecule: messenger RNA, 1121 nt
Organism: Desarmillaria tabescens
Lineage: Eukaryota; Fungi; Basidiomycota; Agaricomycetes; Agaricales; Physalacriaceae
Product: WD40 repeat-containing protein
Exons: 6
Coding region: 27-1121 (364 amino acids)
Cellular component (GO): Set1C/COMPASS complex
Molecular function (GO): histone binding
Source: RefSeq, a predicted model, not a curated record